Messenger RNA from Saccostrea cuccullata (small rock oyster), 2992 nucleotides. Its product is annotated as collagen alpha-4(VI) chain-like. Lineage: Eukaryota; Metazoa; Mollusca; Bivalvia; Ostreida; Ostreidae. The transcript has 11 exons. The annotation marks the transcript as partial. The record is from RefSeq and is a predicted model, not a curated record.
UUCAAUGUUUUCCAAAACUGGAUUUGGUUUUCAUCCUUGAUUCCUCCACUAGUGUAGGCCAAGAUAACCUUGACAAAGUGAAAGUGUUCAUUAAGAAAAUUCUUCACUCUGCAAACAUAGAUGGUGGGGAGGUGAGAGUUGGUUUUAUGACUUACAGUACUCAAGUUACGGUAGAAUUCCAGCUCAACACCUAUAACACAAAGGCAGAGUUGUUUGACGCCGUUGACAAAGUUCCUUGGAGAUAUGGAAGUACCAACACCGCCGAUGGACUGAAAACAAUGCACGAAGAAAUGUUCUCCGAAGCCAAUGGUGACAGGCCGAUUGUUCCAAACAUAUGCAUUAUCAUGACUGAUGGCGUAUCCAAUAUCAAUUAUCAGAGGACGAUUCCUGAAGCAGAAAAGGCGAGAGAUAAAGGCAUACAUAUUUAUGCCAUUGGUAUUACACUUAGAGAUUUGAAGGAAUUAAACGGAAUUGCUAGUCAGCCGGCCAGUGUAAAUGCGUUUGCAGUUGAUUCCUUUGAUGAACUUGAAGGUUUAGAUGAGAAAAUCUUUGAAUCUGUCUGUACAGAACCAACUACAGUCAUGCCUACGACAACCACAAAACCUCGAGACACUGGAUAUGAUGUCGUAUUCCUGCUAGAUUCGUCCGUGGAUGAUAGGAGAGUCUUUAACCAAAUGAAGGACUUUGCUACAAAUCUCGUGGGUAAUCUCAGUAUCGAUGAUGAAGAGUAUCGCAUUGGUCUCGUACGCUACAGCGGGGAUUCAGAUACAUUUGCUCAUUUGAAAGACCUCGAUACGAAACAAGAAGUAAUCGACAAAAUUAAAGACAUUUCAUACAAACCCGGUGAAAGUAAUCUACAAGACGCUCUAGACAUUGUGAACUUCGAGAACUUCCGAGAGGACAAUGGAGACAGGGACUUUGCACGAAACUUAAUUGUUUUACUGACUGGAGUAGAUCGGAGCACGGAUCCCUAUGAGGCGUUCCGGGCAGCAGAACGUGCUGAAGAUGAGGGCAUAAACAUUUAUACCGUAGGAUUUUACAUUAAUGACACAUUUGAGGUCGAUGAGGUUCCAACACAUCCCCUUAGUACAUAUAGAUAUUUGAUUACAAGAAAACAGGAUGCCAAAGAUGUUCCAGUAAUGCUUGCCAAUUCAGUUGAUAAUAUCCUACGCCCGAGAAGAGACAGACCAUUACCUACAACUACAACUAUGACAACCACAACAACCACUACGACCCCACCACGUGAUUCCGGAUAUGAUGUUGUCAUCAUGAUUGAUUCCUCAGUUCCACAGAAAACGUUUGACGCCAUGAAAAAAUAUGCCAAAUCUUUGGUCAAUCGAUUCGACAUCGACAACAAAGAAUACACUGUGGGCCUUAUGAGAUAUGGAGAAUGCAACGACAUACAAUGGAAUUUAAAUAACUUCACAUCAAAAAAGGAUAUUGUUAAUGCUAUUGAUAGAGUAGGCCAUAAAGCAGGAACGGCAUCUGAUGCAGCAGGUGCCAUCCGUAAGGUACGUCGUCGAAUGUUCAACGAAAGAAAUGGCGAUCGAGACUUUGCUCGAAAUCUCAUUUUCUUAAUGACGGCAAAUGAGAAGAGUGAUGAUUUAUAUGCCACAUGGAAUGAAGCAGAAGAGACAGAGAAAGAAAAGAUUAAUCUGUAUACUGUUGGUUUUUAUUUGAAUGGUACAACAGAAAUUGACGAGACUUCAACCCAUCCUCUCUAUAUUUAUCGUCAUCUCAUUAAUAUAGAGGAGGGUGAUGAUGCUAUUAACAAAUCCAUAUCAGAAAUCGUCGGUUUAAUUGAUGAAGAUGUAUUAUCAAGACCGAGACCAAAACCUACAACCAUCACUAACACAAUGAUGUCACUUUCAACGAAACCUUGUGGUUUUGAAAAGAUUGAUUUAGUCAUAACCCUUGACUCUUCGACGAGUGUUGGCCAAAACAACUUUCAGAAAAUUCUCCAUUUUUGUAAAAACUUCUUGAACAAAUUGGACAUCGAUUCUGGGAGUGUUCGAGUAGGAAUUCUAAGCUACAGCACAAACGUACAUGAUCACUUCUUUUUAAAUGCGUACAGCACAUCUACAGACAUUUUUAAUGCUAUAGACAAAAUUCCUUGGAUUUUUGGAAGUACUAAUACAGCUGACGCAAUAAGAGACAUGAGGCAGAGGUAUUUCUCAUUCGCAAAUGGCGAUAGAUGGGACGCACGAAACAUUGCCUUAAUUUUUACUGAUGGUGUCUCUAAUAUGAAUGCAAAUAGAUUGCAAGAUGAAGCAUCUCAUGCCAAGGCCAAUGGAAUAACCAUGUAUGCAAUAGGCAUUGGAUUAAGUGAUGUUUCUGAAUUAAACCUAAUUGCGUCUUUUCCUGCCUCAAACUACACCUUUAAUGUAGAAAACUUUGAUAAACUGAACGAUUUGAAUGAUCGGAUCUUACCCUCUUUAUGUGCUGCCAACGAAGAUCUGGAACCAACUAGGUUAAGACCACAGACGAAAAUGACUAUCAAACCGGACAGUGCCAUUAUGCCUGCUACAACUUCCAACAACCUGACCACAACACACUCAACUUCAACGACAAUGGUACAAGAGAAGCUUCCAAGGAAUACAGGGACCGCACUGAUGGCCGUUGUGUCUACCUUUCUCGUGCUUAGUGUCCUAGUUUUUGGUGUCGCCGUGUUUUUGUUCCACAGGACCCUAAAACAACAGGGUGUUGUAAGGAACCAAAUUCUCGAGAAACAUGCAUUGAAUGAAUUGGGAGAGACUACCCACACUCCAGACCUGCGUGUUGAAGUGCCUUCAGAAAAUGAUAAGGAUAGUCUUCAUUCUAAUAAUAAAUGAAAGGAAAGUGUAGACAUAGAAAACCAACAACGUUAACAACCAGGAAUCUCCUCCAAAGUCUAAAUAAAGUACAUGUAUUUGACUUAAAUCCAUACUAUUCAUUCCAACAUUUUGUUAUUCAUUCUUCAGUUCCCUGUUAUGAAAUAAAGGUUCUUAUUUAU